AUGGCUAUAAAGAAGACAACUAAAUUAAGAGCUAAAGCAACCAGAGCAAGCAAACCGAAAAUCGUCAACAAAGUUGUACAUCAAUAUGAAGAUAAUCCGUUUUUGAAAUUACUGACCAUAUCGAAGAAAGAGAAACAGUUAACCAAAGCUAAAGCAUUCAACGACAAGAUAGUCAAUACCAAUCUGACAGUAUCCAAAUCAGCACUCAGAAGAAGGAAGAGAAAAGCUAAACAAGCAUUAAAACCUAAAAUGGAGGAAUUAUUUGAAAGUUUACCUACGUUAGACGAUAAAGUUGAAGAAAAAGAAUUUGUUGAACAAACCACCAUUUCCAAUCAACCAAACGCAUUAAAAAGGUCAGGUCAAAGAAUCAUCCAGAAACAAGAACAUGAAAAUUUUAAUAAUAUCUUGAAAAAUCAACAAUUCAGAUCAUCACCAUUUGCAACUUUAAGACAAUCUAUUCAACAAAACAUGAAUCAACAGUGA
This is a messenger RNA of Yamadazyma jaroonii, 483 nucleotides long. The record is from the annotation of a GenBank genome assembly. NCBI's taxonomy places the organism in Eukaryota, Fungi, Ascomycota, Pichiomycetes, Serinales, Debaryomycetaceae.